CUUAAAGUCUCAGAAACUUGAGACAACCCCAAUUCGGAAACUCAGCACAAAUUCUGAAACUUGUCAGUGUUGGGUAACCGGUCGAAGUCGGGCUUGCAUUUUACUCUCUACCUGAUAAGUGCAAGCGAUGGAUCCGCGCCUCCACAGAUACGUCUUAAACUUUUCGGAUGGGUCGCAGCCAAUCCAGGUUGACUAUCCCGACACCAGGGUGUUUAGAAACUGCUCAAGCUAUGGCGAUCGUGUGCCGGGCCUUAGCUGGAAUGAGUUUUGCAUUCAUCAUCAGGGACAACUGGAGUAUUUGCACGAUCCAAAGCAAGUGAUACUCGAAGCCAUCUUCGAUGCGAUCGACGGCGAGGAGCUCUAUCCGGUCGCCUAUGAGCGUGGUUCUCGAGUCGACAAGUUUCUGGCGCGUGCCUGCAAGCCGGCGAUUGACAAGCUAUUUGCCCAGAAGCUCUGCCUAAGCAUCUCAACCGGCGCCAGUAUACAGAUAAGCGUGCAGCUCGGUGUGGCCGCCAAUAGCAGCAAGCAGAUCUCGCCUGCGCUGCUCAUAUCUCAGGAGGUUUCGCGCCUAAUGGAGCGUCUGGAGGUGCACAACGGCGUGCGCGGCGUGUUGAACCUAAGCAAUUUCGGGGCGAAUCCCUGCUUCAAGAGCAUCGUAGUUAGUCUGGCCAAUGUGGCCACCCUGAGGCACGUCUGCAGCAGCAUCUAUCACAACGAUGACAGCUUUAGCUCGGUGAAUGGCUUCAUUUUCGCUGACAAUCAAAUGAAGAGCGUGGAUCCGCUCAAGCUCUUUGGCGAUGUCGAAUAUGGACUCCUCGAUCUCAGUGGAAAUAAGAUUGCUUCUGCGGUUCGUCUGUGCCGCGAGCUGAAGCGUAUUCGUGCAAAGGAACUGAAGCUGGCCAACAACCCCAUCACGAAGAGUUCCAGAUAUCCCAACAGCAUCAAAGCGCUGCAAGGGAACUUCAGUAUGGUGGAUGGCAUUCCCUACGACAAGCUCCACACCACCUACACGCCCCUGAACCAUGACAUCGAUCUGGAGUCGGAUGGCAUACGCAUUGACUGGACCAAUAAGUGGAAGCUGGCGGACUUUGAGCAAAGCGAAGAUUGGCAUGCCUUUCUGGUACCCGAUCGCAUGCACCUGAUGACUGAGCAACGACUUUUUAGAUUAUUCUUCAGUACGGCCAAUCAAAUGCUGGCUGAGAUUUAUCCCUGCUACUACAAGUUUGAUGGGAAGGAGCACAUUUUUCUGGCGCGCAAUUGCUUCGAGCAGAUUGAAUAUUUGGUGCACAGCUGCAAUCUGGAGAUGAAACUUCCCGAUGCGGAGCCAAUGGUUGAUCCAGAUGUGAGAGUGGCUCCUCGCACCAUUCCUUUCUAUAUGCGCAUGAAUGUCAGUCGCUUUAAGCUGCAUCACGUGGAUCCCCAGGAGAGGAUUACCAAGUGCAUACAGAAGUGUUUUGUGGCCCAGAAUCGAGUGCUCAAGAUGUCGCACUUUCAGGCAACCGAAGGCCUGAAGGGCCUGUGGGUCCACAUGGGCUCGACGAGAAUUCUAAACAACAUCCUGUCGAUUAUCUCGCGUCUGUACAUGUCCAACUGCUCGGAGAUUCGUCUGUGCAACAACGGCAUUCUCCGAAUAGACGGUGCGCGCGUCCUCUCGCGAAUGGGCAACCUGAGGGCGCUAGACCUGGGCCACAAUUGGAUACACGACUUGGAGGACAUCAAGUCGCUGGGCGACCUGCCGCUGAAGUCGCUGCGCCUCCAUGGCAAUCCGCUGUGCGCAAAGUACAGUCUCCCCAAUGACUAUAUCCAGGCAGUGCUGAAAAUCUUCCCGCAACUGACGACUCUGGAUGGGGUGGAUCUGAGCAGCAAGCCGGGCCAGGCGCCGCAGAAAAACUUCCUCUGCGACAUUGGGGCUUACGAGAUGCUGGGCGACGUAUUUCUCCGCAACUAUCUGCGCGAGUUCGAGCAGGCGGACGAGCGAGCCAAUCAUCUGAUGAAAUAUUACACGGACGACUCAAUCUUCACGAUGACCUGCAACUAUGUGAUGGGUCGCUCGCAAUCGUUCAACGCGCAGCUCUUCAAGCGCAUCGCCAAGUACACGAAGCACUCGCGGGACAUCAGGAAGUGGUCGGACUACACCAAGGCCACAAACGAAUUCCAUGUGGGUGUGAUGGAAAUCAUUGGCGUGCUCAUGGAGCUGCCGAGUGUCGUCCACGACUUUGUCUCCCUCCAGACGGACGUGAUGCACUUCAAUGGCAAGUCGGCGGUUAUUCACGUCACUGGGCUGUUGCGCGACGACUCUCCAUGCACCCACAACCAGGAGGAGCUCUAUUUGGCCUUUAGCAGGGACUUUGUACUCAAGAUCGAUGAUCAGGGAAAGGGCUUUGGCAAGGAGUCGCGCCGCCUACAGAUCGUCAAUGACCACUUGAGCAUCAUGAAUCCCUCGAGGCACCAGUUGAAGAGCGCGUUCAAGGUGUGCCCACUGCCAGACGUUCGUCUGAUGACACCCGCAUCCGAGGACUCAAUAGACGCCAAGAACGACAAGCUCAUAAUUUUCCUUGAGUUAACCGGCCUAACAUCUCCAUGGUGCACAAGGAUCGUGGAGACUGCCGAAUGGGAUUUCGAACUGGCCACCAAAUUGUUUCUUGACAUGGUGGAAAAAAAAGAGCUUCCCGACUCGGCCUUCCACUAGGCAACAAUACUUAAUAUUAAUUGAUGUGGAAUCCUAAUUCAUUUGAAAACCCAAAGAGCAAAUCAAAGACUAGCAACUACAAAUGUUUGUGCCUUCAAACUACCUUAAUCGAAUACUAAUAUUACAACUGAACAACCUACCUAUCAACCCUCCAGUGAAAUCAACCCUUGAAGACUGCUUGAUGGCCAAAAAAACAUUUAUUGUAUGAUAUUUAAGAGUUAUUCACUGGCAAAACACGACUCAUCCAUCAUCUCCCACAUUAACUACUACACAGAAAAAGAGACAUUCAUAGCAAAUACACAUGUAUAUAUAUA
Molecule: messenger RNA, 3003 nt
Organism: Drosophila guanche
Lineage: Eukaryota; Metazoa; Arthropoda; Insecta; Diptera; Drosophilidae
Gene: nxf2
Product: nuclear RNA export factor 2
Exons: 6
Coding region: 128-2689 (853 amino acids)
Biological process (GO): poly(A)+ mRNA export from nucleus
Cellular component (GO): nucleus
Molecular function (GO): protein binding; RNA binding
Source: RefSeq, a predicted model, not a curated record